AUGUGUGCACUGGUUCUGUUCAGUAAACGUUAUGUGACUGCGCUGGUUCUGUUCAGUAAACGUUAUGUCACUGCGCUGGUUCUGUUCAGUAAACGUGAUGGGACAGUGCUGGUUCUGUUCAGUAAACGUUAUGUGACUGUGCUGGUUCUGUUCAGUAAACGUGAUGUGACCGCAGUGGUUCUAAUCAGUGAACAUGAUGUGACCGCGGUGGUUCUGUUUAGUAAACGUCAUGUGACCGCGGUGGUUCUGUUCAGUAAACGUGAUGUGACUGCGCUGGUUCUGUUCAGUAAAUGCGAUGUGCCUGCGCUGGUUCUGUUACAUAAACUUGAUGUGAUUGCACUGGUUCUGUUACGUAAACAUGAUGUGCCUGUGCUGGUUCUGUUACCUAAACGUGAUAUGUGUGCACUGGUUCUGUUCAGUAAACGUUAUGUGACUGCGCUGGUUCUGUUCAGUAAACGUUAUGUCACUGCGCUGGUUCUGUUCAGUAAACGUGAUGGGACAGUGCUGGUUCUGUUCAGUAAACGUUAUGUGACUGUGCUGGUUCUGUUCAGUAAACGUGAUGUGACCGCAGUGGUUCUAAUCAGUGAACAUGAUGUGACCGCGGUGGUUCUGUUUAGUAAACGUCAUGUGACCGCGGUGGUUCUGUUCAGUAAACGUGAUGUAACUGCGCUGGUUCUGUUCAGUAAACGUGAUGUUGCCCCUUUCUUGUAA
Molecule: messenger RNA, 711 nt
Organism: Pelobates cultripes (western spadefoot toad)
Lineage: Eukaryota; Metazoa; Chordata; Amphibia; Anura; Pelobatidae
Source: the annotation of a GenBank genome assembly